Messenger RNA from Ictalurus furcatus (blue catfish), 1511 nucleotides. RefSeq names its product ankyrin repeat domain 54 (gene ankrd54). The record is from RefSeq and is a predicted model, not a curated record. The coding region runs from base 308 to 1213 and encodes 301 amino acids. The transcript has 8 exons. Gene Ontology annotation, molecular function: protein binding. Lineage: Eukaryota; Metazoa; Chordata; Actinopteri; Siluriformes; Ictaluridae.
AACGCUUGAGCAAUCGGCGUGUUUCUUACUUGGGUGAAGCUCUAACACGAAACAGACGACAUUUUGGCUCUGUAACGCGCUAACGACUGGUUGAUUAACAUGUCUACUGGAAAUGUAACUGAUUUGUUUCUAUGUUGACAAGCGGAACAAGUAAUGUAGCGCCUAAACAGAUUCUCAGGCACCGGAGCAGGUUUUGUUUCUCAGCUCGACUACCGAACUAAUAGACUGUGUGCAUACGUGCAUGCGCUAGUGUUAGUUUGCGUAAUGCAGGGAAACAAACUUGUGUGUGUUAAAUGACUCGGUGAAUAUGGAGGUGUCCGACGACGAGCGGUCCAGCUGUGAAGGCGAGUACACGGUGAGAAACACGGUGAAAGAAGUGAAGGGAGAAAAAAGGGAGGAUGGGGCAGCCGUGGGAGCUGCUUCUUCGUUUGGCUUCUCGGGUAUUGACACCUUGAGCGCCCUGAAGCUCCACCGAAGCAGCCAGUCGGCGGAGAAAAGCCUCCGCUACCUGCACACUCUAUGGAGCCCGGGCGCUUUACUUCAGGCCGAACCGUCUGGAGGCAAAAUGACGGUGAGCAGAACCAGGAGACUGGGGAGAGUCCGGAGAAACCUGGGACCUAUAGGCAAAGACCUUUACGCCGUGAAGAGGUUCAGAGAAGCAGCCAAUGGCAACGACAUUGACACGGUUCGUAGGUUAUUGCAGGAUGGCAUUGACCCCUGUGCUGCAGAUGACAAAGGAAGAACUGCUUUACAUUUCUCCUCCUGCAAUGGCAAUGAGAGUAUUGUUCAGCUAUUGCUAAGCCAUGGUGCCGAUCCAAACCAGCGAGACAGCCUUGGGAACACUCCUCUUCAUCUUGCUGCCUGUACCAACCAUGUGCCUGUCAUCACUACCUUACUGAGAGGAGGUGCUCGUGUAGAUGCAUUGGACCGUGCAGGAAGAACUCCUCUACAUCUUGCCCGCUCGAAGCUCAACAUAUUACAGGAGGGAGAGUCCCGUAGCUUGGAAACCUUACGAGGGGAAGUCACUCAGAUCAUUCAGAUGCUGCGUGAAUACCUGAAUGUAAUGGGACACAGUGGGGAACGAGAGAGGCUAGAGCAUAUUUCUACCCAACUACAACACACCCGCACUAAAGAACAGGUGGAUGAGGUGACUGACUUACUGGCCAGCUUCACAUCUCUAAGUAUACAAAUGCAGAAUAUGGGAGACAGGUAGAGAAGAACAGACAUGGGGGCUAACAGAAGGUUGGAUUGCGGGGGGGAGUACCUGAGAUAUUUAUUUACACAUGACACACGUUGUAUAAUUUUAAUCAUUUGGUGAGCUGUGCAAAGUGUAUGACUAAAUCAAUGGCCUUCAAACACAUUAUCAAUCUUUUUAAAUAGAUCUUUUGUUUUGCAUUGUCUGUAUAUCUGUUCAGUCAUUAUUGUUCACGGUAAACCUUUUUUGUUUGAUGUUGAACAUGUAUCAGACGAUGACAAUAAAAAAAAUGUCCAAAUAUUUGUUCAUAGUUUAU